Messenger RNA from Theobroma cacao (cacao), 1296 nucleotides. RefSeq names its product mediator of RNA polymerase II transcription subunit 10b. Gene Ontology annotation, cellular component: mediator complex. Gene Ontology annotation, molecular function: transcription coregulator activity. The record is from RefSeq and is a predicted model, not a curated record. Gene Ontology annotation, biological process: positive regulation of transcription by RNA polymerase II. NCBI's taxonomy places the organism in Eukaryota, Viridiplantae, Streptophyta, Magnoliopsida, Malvales, Malvaceae.
GGAAGCAGGCAGAUUGCACUCUCUUAAUUGCACAGUGCUUCCCUCUAUGGUCGAUUAUCCCUUCCCCCAAAACAAUCGGCCCGAUUUUCAUUCAUUUUAAAAAAGUCUCGAAACUUUCUUCUACCCGGGCAGUUGAAUUGGGCCUGUCCCACAUGAAUCCAGAGUUCCCGGAGUAGAGCCGAAGCCCAAAAACUCAAACCGAAAACAAGAACUGGACAACUCGAACCGAGGAAGAGAACGAGAGAAGAAAAAAGAGGCAAAUUGGAGCUCCUGAUAUUCCAUUGCCAGUUCCUCCAAAACCAGUGAAUUGUAAUAGAGAAGGAAAAAUUACAAGUCUGUAUAAAUGGAUUCAUCACAAUCAUCUACGUUAGGGACGGGAGGGAGCGGCGGGAAUGGGAUAGUCAGCAGUCAAACAAAUGAUACGAGAACCGCCACGCCGAAUGAUGAUCCAAAGCAGAAUCUGACUCAAGUAAUAAACUCCAUCCAGAAAACUUUAGGCCUUCUCCAUCAACUAUACCUCACCGUCUCUUCUUUUAAUGCUGCUUCGCAGCUCCCUCUCCUUCAACGCCUGAAUUCCUUGGUUUCGGAGCUUGAUAACAUGGCAAAAUUGUCUGAGAAGUGUAAUAUUCAAGUGCCUAUGGAAGUUCUCAAUUUGAUUGAUGAUGGGAAGAACCCUGAUGAAUUUACAAGGGAUGUUUUAAACAGCUGUAUUGCAAAAAAUCAGGUUACUAAAGGCAAAACUGAUGCCUUCAAGAGUUUACGAAAGCAUCUUCUGGAAGAGCUUGAGCAGACGUUUCCUGACGAAGUUGAAUCAUACAGAGAGAUACGUGCAAGUUCUGCUGCUGAAUUUAAACGGCUUGCUCAAUCACAAAGUAUGUUACCAAAUGGAGAUGUAAAGGUCAAAACUGAGCUUUAGACGCUCAUAUCGAUGAUGAUUUGGAGAUUGAAGCUGAAUUGUCGCCAUUUAUUUGGAGACUGACAAUAAAACUCUAUGCUGGGCAAAUUAAAAGCAGGGAAUAUUCUGGCAGUUAUUCUAGUUAUAAGUGGAAAAUAUUCUUGCAGUUAUUCUUAGUAUUUGGAAGCUUGGAAAGGCAAAAUUGUAUAUUUGCAUCAGUACUUUUUGUUGUGCAGUUAUUUGACAGAGAUAUUAGUUUAGACAUAUUGGAGGCCUGUUGUUGUGAGGCUUCUUGCUCAUAAACUCAUAUGUGUUAGUCAAGGGGCACAGUCUUUCUACUAUAUUGCCUAUUUUUUCAUAAGCUCAUUCUGCCUGAAUAUAGUCCCCUUGUUUGCGUCAUU